Molecule: messenger RNA, 747 nt
Organism: Anopheles nili
Lineage: Eukaryota; Metazoa; Arthropoda; Insecta; Diptera; Culicidae
Product: mitochondrial import inner membrane translocase subunit Tim21
Exons: 2
Coding region: 47-730 (227 amino acids)
Biological process (GO): protein import into mitochondrial matrix
Cellular component (GO): TIM23 mitochondrial import inner membrane translocase complex
Source: RefSeq, a predicted model, not a curated record
GAUAAGUUCGUUACUCUAUCGUGACUUCCAAAUUUGAGCAUAAAGGAUGUCGUUGCUGUUGUUGCGCCAACUUCUAGUCAAACAACGUCCACUUUCAUUAGCAAUGCUGAGAUGUUCGGGGACUAAUCCAUCCAUUAUACGAUGUUAUGCUUCCAGCGGUGAAGCAAAUCGUUCACAACCUUCUAAAUCCCUGUCUGCUGGGGCAGACCGUACCGACGUUUCAACAGAUGUACGACCAAUUGGCGAACGAGUGAAGGAAAAUACGAAAACCGCCAGUUACAUGGGAGUAAUACUGCUAGGCGUAGGUGUAACAGGCAUGCUGUUUUAUGUUAUCUUUUGGGAGCUGUUUUCGUCCGAUAGUCCCAACAAUAUCUAUUCCGAAGCGUUGGAAAGAGUGAAGGAAGAAUCCCGAGUCAAGGACGCGCUUGGGGCACCGAUAAAGGGCUUCGGAGAGGAAAGCCGGCGUGGCAGGCGAAACCGUGUCGCCCACACCAAGUACGUGAAAGACGGUGUAGAGCACAUUCGGAUGCAAUUCUUCGUGCAAGGCUUCCGAAACAGAGCAACUGUUCACCUGGAGAAACGGAAAACGUCCUCUGGAAGCUACGAAUAUCGCUAUCUCUUCGUGCAAUUGGAUUAUAAUCCUCACAAUCCCAUCAUACUGGAAGAUAACAGACUACAACAGGACGCAAGCUUGUCAACUGUCGGUACUGCACCACAGCCGUUCCUGUGAAAUUUGCCCAAUAAAAU